Pseudopipra pipra is the source of this 1027-nucleotide messenger RNA. RefSeq names its product chromosome 16 C7orf50 homolog (gene CHLSN). The coding region runs from base 53 to 835 and encodes 260 amino acids. The record is from RefSeq and is a predicted model, not a curated record. Lineage: Eukaryota; Metazoa; Chordata; Aves; Passeriformes; Pipridae. The transcript is spliced from 6 exons.
AGAUUGGCGUUCCGGGAACCAACCAGAGCCCUCCGUUCUCCCCGUGUAGCCAAUGGGAGGCAGGGGGCGGGCCUCGGCGCCAAGCGUGGGGCUCGUUGAAUGUGAAGGAUCGGGAGAGCAAUUCUAUUUCAGAAUGCCGAAAAUGAAUGGAGAAAAAAAAGAAAAGAAGGCAGAAAAAAGAAAAAAGAUGAAGCAACACGUGGCCCAAAAGGAAGAGCUGGAACCAGAAACUGAACCAGUGAAGAAGAAGAAGAAGCAGAAGCCAAAUCUGCAGCAGGCAACCAGGGAUGCAAAUGUGGGAGGUUUGGAUGUGGUGAUGGGCGAGGAGGAGGAACAGAAGUCUUUAGGAGAUGUGUUCAGUUCUACUCAGGCAACAAAAGAAGAGGAAGAACUUAUUGCAGAGGAAGAGCAAGAACUUACUCCAGAGGAAAAGAGGAAACUGGAAAGAAAAUUAAAAAAAGAGCGCAAGAAGAAGGAGAAACAGCUGAUGAGGGAAGCUGGAAUCUCCAUUAAAAAGGCGGCGCCCCAGAAGCCAUCGGGAUCUGAGCGGGCUCUGGCCUAUUUAACCAGCUGGUCUGAAAACCCAGGAGAAUGGAAGUUUCAAAAGGCAAGACAAACGUGGCUUCUCCUGCACAUGUAUGAUAAAGAGAAGGUUCCAGACAAGUAUUUCACCAUUUUACUGGAUUAUCUGCAAGGCCUUCAGGGCGGGGCAAGAGACAAAACUGUGGAGAAAGCUGAAGCUUUUAUGAAGGAAUUUGAUGGUUCUGAUGGAGAAGACCCAAACGUGCUGGAGAAGUGUGAGCGCGUACGCCAAGUUCUGCAACUGCUGUCCUGAGAGUAUUUUUGAGUCUUAAUGCUUGUCUGGUGGAGAGGAGGAGAGGAUGUCAUAUACAGAGGCUAUAAGUGAGUUGUAAAGAUGUCAUUUUCUAAAAGUAAUCCUAAGUUUUGUACUCAUAAUUUUUUGCAAUUGCAAAUAUUUAUCGUGUUUUGAGGCGAUGAAAUAAAAAUAACAUAUAUGGUCCAUAGA